GAGUCCACAUGGCCUAGCCUGCAGGCUCUCUAGCUGUUUAGCUUUGUUUAAUUAAUACGUUUCAAGCAGGCUAAGCAACCUAUGGUGGUUUCUAAAGAUGGAUCAUGUGGCUAGCUGCCAGAAAAUCCGAUGUUGUUUCCUCCAAGAGCUCCUGUUUUCACCAUCUCAUCACUCGAGCAUGCAACAGCAGCUCCAAAGCUCGCAGAGUCAACUCACUGGGUGUUCAAAUGCUCUCCAAGCAGCUGCACAGACAGAUCUUUGGUGAUAAGAAACCUAGAUGCUCUUCGAAGGCCAUCCUUCGCAGCAAAGAACACCUUCAAGAACAAGGCCUCUGGGGGAGACAAGGAAGCACACAGCCGGACAUAGACGUGCAGUUACCAUCACUACAAGGAGACAAUAUAGAUGAACAUUUCAGAACGAUAGCAAAUGAACUGGCAGAGCCGUAUCUGCAACUAGCACUCGAGAUUUCAAACUCUUCUCUCUCUCCUAUGCCGGAGCAAUGGUGCUUCAAUUCUGGAUGGACUCGCUAUAAUUCUGACGGCAGUGCAGAGUCAGUAGAUUGUCCGAGUGAUAAAGCUCUCGUGUUUGACGUGGAGGUGUGUGUUAGGGAGAGUCCGAGACCUGUACUCGCUGUUGCCGUGGGGAACGGUGGCUGGUAUUCGUGGGUGUCAGAACGUCUGGUGGCCGGUGAGAACUUCUUUGCCGGUGUUGGCACAAGUGCUACAAUGAAGGAGCUGAUUCCGAUGGAGAGUAAGAUUGAGGACAAAGAAGGGAACACUCAAGAGAGGCUCAUCGUUGGACACAAUGUCAGCUACGACAGGGCCAGAAUCAGAGAGCAGUACCUCAUCGAGAGCUCACACACCAAGUUCCUGGACACUCUGAGUCUCCACACGUGCGUGUCUGGUCAGACCACUCUUCAGAAGAUCCUCUGGAAGGCUGCCCAAAAGAACUCCCAGCAAUGGCAGCCAUGGAUGGACGUGAGCUCUCCGAACAGUCUGGUCGACGCCCACUGGUGUCAUGUGACCCGAGGAAGACGAAAGAUCAGUAAGGAGCAGAGGAGCGUGUUUGUGAAGGGGACCAUUCAAGACGUCAGAAAUCAAUUUCAGGCAUGCAUGCAAUACUGUGCGAAGGACGUGCUACACACUCACGAGUUGCUAGGGAGAGUGCUCCCCCAGUUUCUGGAGCGUUACCCUCACCCGGUUACCUUCGCUGGGAUGCUGGAGAUGGGCACCUCUUAUUUGCCUGUCAACUACAGCUGGGAACAGUACAUAGCUGAUGCUGAGUAUACCUACGAGGAGAUGGAGAGAGAAAUGAAGUGCAAACUAAUGGCCCUGGCUGACGAGGCGUGCUCACACAUACACGACCAAAGGUACCUAGAGAGCCCCUGGCUGUGUGAUCUGGACUGGAGCACCAAGGCCUUCAGGGGUAAGGCCCUCAAGACAAAACGCUCGAGGGUACAGCUGCUCAAGAGUGUUGUCGAGCGUAUGGAGUGUGAGGAAGAAGAGGAGGAGUUUCAGUUUGUAAUCAGCUCCAGUGAACUGUUAGCCCCUGGUCGCCAGUCAGUGCACAUGCCAGGAUAUCCUGAAUGGUAUCGAGCUCUGUGCAUGAAGAGGAACGACCCUCGAUGGAGACCAGGGGCCGUUAACAUUUCGGCACAGACGAGGAUAUCUCCAUACCUAUUAAGAAUGAAAUGGCAGGGACAUCCUCUCCACCACCACGACAAAUUGGGGUGGGGCUAUAUCGUCUCCAUGGAAACCGAACCGUCGGCGGAUACAAAUAAUAUAGAGACUUUGUUGAGUUUGGAUAUGGAUCUUUCACUUGACGAGAUUAUGGAGGUAUACAAUGACGAAAUGGAGGAUCUCAAAAGGGAGGAGUGUGAUGCAAAGAAUAGUGCUAACAGGGAGGUUGUCGGCCAUGUUGUUGUUACUGAGCAUGUGCAGUGUGAGGUGGAGGCAGCAAAUAAAGAGUGGAGAGCACAGCGCUUAGCAACAGAGUGGGGCACUACUGACGAUGUCGUCACCCUAGGAAAUGGAGCAACUCACUACUUCUUCAAAAUACCACACAAGGAUGGCCCUGAGGCCAACUGUGGCAAUCCCCUCUCUAAAGACUAUCUAUCCAAGAUGGAGGACGGGACGCUCACGUCUGGGGCAGGGGACACAGGCCAGAGGAUACUCACUCUUAACUCUAUGAUGUCAUUCUGGAGGAGCGCUCGAACAAGGAUCAUGCAGCAGUUUGUCAUCUGGUUGGACGAUCCGGCCGCUGUGUCAGCUGAUGGUGUGGGUAGAGUGGGAGCUAUUGUCCCUCAGGUGAUUGUGGCAGGGACGGCCACUCGGAGGGGGGUGGAGCCUACCUGGCUCACUGCCAGCAACGCUAAGACGAGUCGUGUUGGUUCCGAACAGAAGGCCAUGAUCCAGGCACCCCCGGGCUACCACAUAGUGGGGGCAGACGUGGACAGUCAAGAGCUGUGGAUAGCCGCCCUGCUAGGUGAUGUACACUUUGCUGGGAUCCAUGGUUGCACUGCUAUCGGAUGGAUGACCCUUCAGGGCAAAAGGGCGGACGGUACAGACGUUCAUAGCAACACGGCCAAGACCAUUGGCAUCAGUCGAGACCAUGCCAAGAUCCUCAAUUAUGGUCGUUUCUAUGGAGCAGGGAAACCGUUCAUCGAGCUGCUCCUACGGACGUUUAACCCCUCCCUCACUGCGGCGGAGGUAACGGAGAAAGCUGAGCUACUGUAUACGUCCACCAAAGGAGUUAGAAUGUACAAGCUGAGCAAAAAGGGUCAGAGUGUGGCAGGGGACAUGGAUCUGCCUCUGGUGGACAGCUGUCUAGUCUCCCACGACAACUGGAAGCUAAUCUGUGACGUGCAUGGAUACCACAGUGCCAGUAAGAUGCUCUCCUCCCGAGUGUGGUACGGUGGUAGUGAGUCUCACCUGUUCAACAAGCUGGAGAGUAUUGCCCUCUCUGACCAUCCCUCCACCCCCGUACUGGCCGCCUCCCUCACAAGAGCACUCGAGAAACAACACGUCGGAAAUCAGUUCCAGCCCAGUCGAGUGAACUGGGUGGUCCAGUCGUCAGCCGUCGACUAUCUCCAUCUUCUCCUCGUCUCUUGUCAAUGGAUGUUUCGAUGCUUCAACAUCUCCGGCCGUUUCUGCAUCAGCAUCCAUGAUGAGGUACGCUAUCUAGUAAAGAGUGAGGACCGGUACAGAGCAGGCCUAGCUCUCCAGUACGCCAACCUGUACACCAGAGCUAUGUUCUCACACAAGCUGGGACUUCAAGACCUACCAAUGUCUGUGGCGUUCUUCAGUGGUGUGGAUGUGGACAGAGUACUUAGGAAGGAGGCCACCCUCGAUUGCAAGACGCCCUCCAACCCUCUCGGCAUGGAAAAAGGACACGGCAUCCCCAAUGGUGAGGUGCUGGAUAUCUAUCAACUGAUUGACAAGACAAACGGACAAUUAAUUAAAUAAUUUGUGUUUUAUUUUUGUGGUAUCAAAGACUGUCACAUUGUAUCAUUUUUUAUGCUCGUAAAAUGAUUAACAAUAAUUUAUUGACAGUCAGGACAUAUUAAAGUGAUCGUUGGCAAUUUC
Messenger RNA from Halichondria panicea, 3584 nucleotides. Its product is annotated as DNA polymerase subunit gamma-1-like. Gene Ontology annotation, molecular function: DNA binding; DNA-directed DNA polymerase activity; 3'-5' exonuclease activity. The coding region runs from base 105 to 3464 and encodes 1119 amino acids. NCBI's taxonomy places the organism in Eukaryota, Metazoa, Porifera, Demospongiae, Suberitida, Halichondriidae. The transcript has 17 exons. Gene Ontology annotation, cellular component: gamma DNA polymerase complex; mitochondrion. The record is from RefSeq and is a predicted model, not a curated record. Gene Ontology annotation, biological process: mitochondrial DNA replication.